Trichoderma virens Gv29-8 is the source of this 1221-nucleotide messenger RNA. RefSeq lists its product as uncharacterized. The coding region runs from base 1 to 1221 and encodes 406 amino acids. The transcript has 3 exons. Gene Ontology annotation, molecular function: nucleotide binding. NCBI's taxonomy places the organism in Eukaryota, Fungi, Ascomycota, Sordariomycetes, Hypocreales, Hypocreaceae. The record is from RefSeq and is a predicted model, not a curated record.
AUGGCUCUCGUCAGUCGCAUCUGGCAAUGCUUCAACCCGCCCACGCCCCCAAAGAGCAGCGAUGCUAUAAGAUUCGGCGUUUUGGGAGCGGCUGGCAUUGCCCCCCUUGCCCUCUUCAACCCUGCCAAGUCACAUCCCGAAGUCAUCAUCCAGGCCAUCAGUGCCCGUGAUCGCAAAAAGGCUGAGGCGUAUGCAAAAUCUCACGGCAUCCCAGACAUCAAAGACACCUAUCAAGAAAUCCUCGACGAUCCCAACAUUGAUGCCAUCUUUAUCCCCUUGCCCAACGGCCUCCACUUCGAGUGGGCUGUCCGCGCCAUUCGAGCCGGCAAGCAUGUCCUUCUCGAGAAGCCCUCCGUGUCUAACUCGACCGAGGCGGAGAUUCUCUUCAAUCUGCCAGAGCUGGACCAACCCAACGGACCUGUGCUUCUCGAGGCCUUUCACAGUCGCUUCCACCCUUCUUGGGCCCUGUUCCACUCCCUUGUCGACCCCACCGAAAUCGAGCACAUUGAGACUCGGUCCAUGAUCCCCUGGUGGGCCAGUAGCAAAGACCAGAUUCACUUCAACUACAACCUGUCUGGAGGCUCCAUCAUGGCCAUGGGUACUUAUAACUUUGCCGCUCUCCGUCUGCUCUUUGGAGAAACCCCCGAGGAAUGCCUUAGUUGCGAUGUCAAGUCGUAUACCGAUGGCAUCCACGACAAGUGUGACUACGAAGUCAAGGCUACCUUACGCUUUCCCAAUGGCGGUACAGGCGUCGCAUCCACCACCCUAAUGGGUGAGACCAUCAUUAAGCCCUCUUGGGUCGUUGUCACCACCAAGAAAGCUAUCAUCCCCAACAGUAGUCUGCCGGCUGGCCAGCAGCAGUACCAGAGGCGCGAGCUGACGCUUCAGGGCCUCGUCCACGGUGUCUUCUGGCACCGCAUCGAUAUCAAGGAAAUUAAUGAGAUCUGCACCAAUGAGGGCGCUGUUGUUAAGAAGUGGGAAAAGACGACCUCUCGUAAGGCUUACACCUGGGAAGAAGCCGGUGGGGAGUUUGCCGAUUUACCGGGCGAGGUCCACUGGAUGUCGUACAGACAUCAGCUGGAGCAGUUUGUUAACAAGGUCAAGGGUCGCAAGACGCAGCAGUGGAUCGAAAGAGAGGACUCUAUUGCCCAGAUGAAGAUGAUUGACAUGGCAUAUGAGAAGAGCGGACUAGGGCCCCGGCCGACGAGUUCGUUCCGGUAA